Aspergillus eucalypticola CBS 122712 is the source of this 594-nucleotide messenger RNA. RefSeq lists its product as uncharacterized. NCBI's taxonomy places the organism in Eukaryota, Fungi, Ascomycota, Eurotiomycetes, Eurotiales, Aspergillaceae. Gene Ontology annotation, molecular function: DNA-binding transcription factor activity, RNA polymerase II-specific; zinc ion binding. The transcript has a single exon. Bases 7 to 594 code for a protein of 195 amino acids. The record is from RefSeq and is a predicted model, not a curated record. Gene Ontology annotation, biological process: regulation of DNA-templated transcription.
ACAAACAUGCCCACCUCCCUCCCCAACCGCCCGAAAUCCCGCCCUACGGCAUCCUGCCUCCCCUGCCGAACCCGAAAAGUCAAGGUAAAUAGAUCCCCUCCCCUCCAAUCCCAUCCCAUCCCAUCCCAUCCCAUCCCAUCUAAUCAAUCCCCCUCUUCCCGGGGGAGAUGCAACCAGUGCAACCGCCUCCAACCCUGCGAAACAUGCAAUGCGCGGAACAUCGCGCACGAAUGUAAAUACGCCGUGCCGGAUGAAGACAGGCAGGCGAUUGCGCAAGCGGAGAUGAUAGCUGAGUUGAGGGCGGAGGUGAAUCGGCUACGACAGCAGAUUAGCGAUCAUGAAUAUGAUCAUGAACAUAAUGUAAAUCAUGAGGAAUCAAUCAUGGGGGGUGAGGGUAAUGUGUUAGAGGACGGGGGUUUACUGAUUGAGAGAUUGGAAAAUGGGGAGAGUUUGGGAGAAGAGGAUGAUGAUGAUGAGUUGGGGAGAGUGUAUCGGAUUCUGAAGGAUGGGGAGUGGGAGAAGGUGAGGGAGGUGGUGGGGAGGAUUAGGGGGGAUAUUAUUACUACGACUACUACUACUACUAUUUCUGUUUGA